AUGAGGGUGUUGGUGUAUGGGACAUCAGUCGACGCAGUUGGCGAAUAUUUGAAAAUGAGUGGUGCCACAAUAAGGGAUUCUCUCAUGAAUUUUGUAGAUGGUGUCAUCUCAUGUUUUGGUGAAGAGUACCUCCGAAAUCCUAACAAAGAUGAUUUAACAAGACUACUCCAUGUUGAAGGUCAACGUGGAUUCCCGGGUUCGUUAAAUGAUAUUAUUGAACUCCAUCGAUCUCCUGUUUUUGAUGAUAAACACAAGUUGUUCGCUCAAUAUCAAGAGUCUUGCAGAAAAGAUGUUGAACGAGCAUUUGGAGUUCUACAAGCUCGUUUUGCAUUUAUUCGACACCCAUGUCUUGUUUGGGAUAAAGAUAAUAUGAGACGAAUUAUGAUUGCUUGUAUCAUCUUGCAUAAUAUGAUAGUUGAAGACGAACAAGACGCAUACCUCCAUUAUUAUGAUUUUACUAAAUUUCUUAACGAUAAGCCCACAAAUCGACAACCCGAAAGUUAUACAAAAGAUGAUGCCCAACCAUUUACAUUCUCUACUGAACGAAUUGGAAAUCUAGCCACUUAUAUGGCUAAUAGGGAAGCACAUAAUUCUCUAAAAUGA
Molecule: messenger RNA, 603 nt
Organism: Cynara cardunculus var. scolymus (artichoke)
Lineage: Eukaryota; Viridiplantae; Streptophyta; Magnoliopsida; Asterales; Asteraceae
Exons: 3
Coding region: 1-603 (200 amino acids)
Source: RefSeq, a predicted model, not a curated record